AUGAACCCGGGCUUUCCUCCUCCAAUUGUCCGCUUUGUGCUCUCCAUGUGCACUCCUCGCCCAGCAUGACAUCGUCCACGGACAGCAACUCACCCCUACGGCUUGACUUCGCAACCCUCGACGAUCUCUCCGAGAUCACCGAGCUGUGGUACAAUGCCUUCACCACGCCGGGCCUCCGCGCCAUCUGGCCCGACACCCCCGGGGUCCGGCAGUGGUGGCACGCGGCCAACCAGCACGACAUGUUGCACAAGCCGCGGGAGAAAUACCUGAAGGUCGUCGAUACCGCCCAAAAUGGCCGCAUUGUCGCCUAUGCCAAAUGGUCCCUCCAGACGGCCGAGGAGCGCGGCGCCCGCUGGCCCGCCUGGCAUCCGGACAUGGACCCAGUCCGGAACGACGCCUUUCUCCAUCAGCUCGAGACCUGCCGGGCCACGCUCGUCGGUGGGGGUCGACCGAACUUCUGUAGGUUGAAACCCGAUCUGGAUAUGCUCGCCACCCAUACCGCCUACCGUCGCAUGGGGGCCGCUCGUCUGCUCCUCGAAUGGGGCUGUCAGGCGGCUGACGAGGCGGGGGUCCCCAUCUACAUCGAUGCCAGUCAAUCCGGGAAGCCGGUAUACGAGCGACUGGGCUUUGAGGACCGCAGCUAUCUCCUCGGUGGUGACACGGGAGAGCUGGCCGCCAUGGUGAGGGACCCGCGGAAAUCAAGUGCUUGAGAAACAGUGUACUGGAAGAUUAGUAGUUGCUUCUGCGACGAGUCCUGGGAGUGCCCGGUUGGAUUGGUUUCUCGAGAACUGCCAAGUCUUGCUGAGUUGUUCAGUCACAGCUGGCGUGGGGAAGACCGGUAUAUAUAGAAACCAGGCCCGUGGGCAUUUCCCUGCUACAGCGGGUCGCCGUGGAACAUCAUGCUAUCGAUUAUAUAGAAGAGAAUCCUAUGUGUCCGUGAUCAGACACAUGAUGCUUUGUGAUAAUGUUG
Messenger RNA from Aspergillus ibericus CBS 121593, 970 nucleotides. RefSeq names its product GNAT family N-acetyltransferase. Gene Ontology annotation, molecular function: acyltransferase activity, transferring groups other than amino-acyl groups. The coding region runs from base 66 to 710 and encodes 214 amino acids. The record is from RefSeq and is a predicted model, not a curated record. The transcript has 2 exons. NCBI's taxonomy places the organism in Eukaryota, Fungi, Ascomycota, Eurotiomycetes, Eurotiales, Aspergillaceae.